AUGCGUGAGGUUGCGACUACAGUGGAAGUCGGGGAGGGUUCCUGUUCGAUUCGGGACCAGGUCUUGCUCAGGUUUAUAGCAGGUUUUUAUUUGCCAGGUCAUGACUCUCACCAUCACUAUUCCGACUUUAUUUUGGAUCCAUUCUUUUGGAUUAUUCCGUCUCAAAUCAAAUUAAGCAGCAAAUCCGCACAUUCAAUUGCCAGACCUGGUGGUGCAAGACCUGGUGGUGUAAGGCGCAUCUACAUCCCCGCCUUUUCACGAAUGGACGUUGGGGAGGGCUCCUGUUCGAUCCGGGACCAGGCCGAUAAAGACUGCCCAAGCAGGUUUUUUUACCCGAUCAUAACUCUCGCCCUUGCUAAGGCGCCUUUAGAGGCAAAUAGUAUGGGUUUGAUGACCAAAGGGCUUUCAGGUCGGAUACUUCCUGCGUCGAGCGACAACUACCUAGGAAUAUUUGUCUUUACCUGGCCGAGAACUUUCAUUGUUAACUCAUUGCUACAUGUAUCAAGUACGGGACUAGGGAAUGACCUGCCCUUUAUAUUCAAGACCUGGUGGUGCAAGACGCACCGACACCCCUCCCCUUUGACGGUUCCUGUUCGAUCCAGGACCAGGCCGAUGAGAGACCGUUGA
This is a messenger RNA of Laccaria bicolor S238N-H82, 627 nucleotides long. RefSeq lists its product as uncharacterized. The record is from RefSeq and is a predicted model, not a curated record. Lineage: Eukaryota; Fungi; Basidiomycota; Agaricomycetes; Agaricales; Hydnangiaceae. The transcript is spliced from 7 exons. The coding region runs from base 1 to 627 and encodes 208 amino acids.